AGCAAGAACUAUGACGUUGACUGAGGAGCAGUACUUGCAGAUGGUUCCUCAUUGGUGUGCCCACUUUCCUGAGUGCUGGCAGCAGAUAGUUGCUAAGUGGUUAUCCGACGACUGGAACGCUUUGCACCAGGAGCGUCGUGAGAACCGUCUGACUAUGGCCGGUGUGCCACACCACCAAGGCAACCGUAACCUGACCGAGUACGCCCAAGCAUGGUCGGCGGCACAUGGAGGGCAGCAGUGCAACAAAUUCAUGGCGUAUGCUCUAUCCCACAAGGGUAAAGCGACAUCCAGCGUCAGCUACAACGCGGAGGACGGGCCCGAGGCGUACAACAACCCGAGCAUCUAUACUCGCCUCAAUGAGUACACAUUGAUGGCGAGGGAGGUGCACGGGCCAGAGUACGAUCCGACCCAGAAGCAUCUUGACGCUGAAAUUGUCAUGAAGGCUCAGCUGGAAGAAGAGAGGAGAGAACGUAUGGAGUUGGAGGCAAGGAUGAGGGCGGAGAUGGAGGCCGAGCGGGAGGCUGACCGAUAG
Panicum hallii is the source of this 532-nucleotide messenger RNA. RefSeq lists its product as uncharacterized. The transcript is spliced from 4 exons. NCBI's taxonomy places the organism in Eukaryota, Viridiplantae, Streptophyta, Magnoliopsida, Poales, Poaceae. Gene Ontology annotation, biological process: transposition. Bases 11 to 532 code for a protein of 173 amino acids. The record is from RefSeq and is a predicted model, not a curated record.